Necator americanus (New World hookworm) is the source of this 909-nucleotide messenger RNA. RefSeq lists its product as uncharacterized. The coding region runs from base 1 to 909 and encodes 302 amino acids. The record is from RefSeq and is a predicted model, not a curated record. Lineage: Eukaryota; Metazoa; Nematoda; Chromadorea; Rhabditida; Ancylostomatidae. The transcript is spliced from 3 exons.
AUGUCGGAUGUGUCGAACUCCUUCUCGGCUUGGGAGACCCUGCUGGAGCACGAACCUCCGCUAUGCAUCGCAGUUCGACGCCCAGAGUCACCUCCACGUUACUAUGAGGCGUAUGACGUCAUCGGACUGACCGAGACGAGGCGACGCCACCCACUGAACGCCGUGUAUGACACUGGAGAAGAACUGUUCUUAGGAAUAUGCGACUGUAGAGAAGUUGGUGUCCUCGUCAACACGGAUAUGGUAGUAAACAUCGACUCUUUCGAACAACUUACAACCCGAGUCGGACGUUUACGGAUGAGAAGAUGUGGCCCAACGCCAGCUUUGAAAAUCUUCUUCGCUUACGCUCCAACACCAAGCUACGAAGGAGUCGAAGCUUUUUAUAGGGACCUGGAGAAGUUCUGCAAAGAAGAUCAUACCUUCUACAAGGUCAUAAUUGAAGAAUGGCGAGAGCACAGGAUACCGCUGCGCCUCACUUUCAUCGAUCUGAAGAAAGCCUUCGAUACGGUUGAGACCGAAGCGGUCAUGAAGACAUUGGACAACCGAACCGUCCCUACUCCAUACAUGAAGAUACUUCGUGAGUUGUAUAGCAAAUUCACAACCGAAAUUUCCCCAUUCUACAAUAUCAUAAUGGAAGUGAAGAGUAGGGUCCGUCACGGUAACACAAUUUCACCUAAAAUACUCAGUGCUACUCUCGAGAACGCGAUGCGAGGAUUGGAAUGGGAUAACAUGGGAGUGAAAGUUAACGCCCCGUAUUUACACCAUCUCCGUUACGCUGAUGACAUCGCUCUGGUAGCACCAAGCAUCAAUCAGGCGGAACAAAUGCUGGCUGAAUUUGAUGAAACGUGUAAAAAUAUCGGUCUUCAACUGAACCUAAACAAGAAGAUGUUUAUGACGAACGGACGAGUGUAA